This is a messenger RNA of Zingiber officinale, 730 nucleotides long. RefSeq lists its product as uncharacterized. NCBI's taxonomy places the organism in Eukaryota, Viridiplantae, Streptophyta, Magnoliopsida, Zingiberales, Zingiberaceae. The coding region runs from base 194 to 508 and encodes 104 amino acids. The record is from RefSeq and is a predicted model, not a curated record. The transcript is spliced from 7 exons.
AUCUUUGGAAAAACAAUUCUUGAGCUUGGGAGUGAUGACGAAGGUCCAAGCACAAAGACACAUGGAUGGCCCUGCAAUUAUUGAGGUCCUUGGGCAAAGAAGUCGCAAUGAAGUUCUUGCUGAAAUUUAUAUGACUAUCUUCUUUUCAAGGUUGCUGGAACCUUUGGAAAAGUAAUUCUUGAGGUUGGGAGUGAUGACGAAGGUCCAAGCACAGAGGCACAUGGAUGACCCUGCAAUUAUUGAGUUCCUUGGGCAAAGAAGUCGCAAUGAAGUUCUUGCUGAAAUUUAUAUGACUAUCUUCUUUUCAAGGUUGCUGGAAUCUUUGGAAAAACAAUUCUUGAGCUUGGGAGUGAUGACGAAGGUCCAAGCACAAAGACACAUGGAUGGCCCUGCAAUUAUUGAGGUCCUUGGGCAAAGAAGUCGCAAUGAAGUUCUUGCUGAAAUUUAUAUGUAUGGAAGACUAUCUUCUUUUAAAGGUUGCUGGAACCUUUGGAAAAACAAUUCUUGAGCUUGGGAGUGAUGACGAAGGUCCAAGCACUGAGGCACAUGGAUGACCCUGCAAUUAUUGAGGUCCUUGGGCAAAGAAGUAGUGAUAUUAAUUUGACUUUGCAUUAGUUAUGUGGUAUUUCUUUCUAUUGUGUUUUGUUUUCUUGUUGUCACAUUACUAUUUUGCACAAUGAAUUUAAUGUUGUUGUUGAACAUAAACGUAUCUCAUAUUUUUUAUGUUUGG